AUGGCCCUACCGAGGCAGAAAGUGGUUGUUGUGGGCGCUGGCCCAGUGGGGUCUCUGGCAGCACUCUAUGCUGCAUCAAGAGGCGACGAUGUGGAGGUAUAUGAGCUCCGUGGAGAUCUCCGGGAUCCUACGACCGUGCCAUUAAACUUCACUAAGUCCAUUAACUUGGCGCUAUCUGAACGUGGAAUCACGUCCAUGAGACACGCGAAUCGAAAUGGCUUGAUUGACAAUGUUCUCCGCGAAGCGAUCCCCAUGCAUGGACGGAUGAUCCACGGCCGAGACCGGGGUGAUCUGUGGGAAGCUGCACAGGCCUAUGACAUCCACGGACGGGCCAUAAAUGCCAUUGAUCGAGGAACGCUCAACAACGCGCUACUCGACGAGUUGGAGAAAACUCCCAAUGUCAAACUUUUCUUCAACCACAAGCUGACUGGUGCGGACUUCCGUACCAACAAAGCUUGGUUUGAGCGCCGGAUCCCGGGCGAAACGCCCAUGGCAGAUGAUGCCGGUGUAGCUGGCCGAGUGCCCGAGAUCGAGGUGUCUUUUGACUAUCUCAUCGGUGCCGACGGUGCACACUCCGCUUCGCGCUUCCACAUGAUGAAGUUCGCUCGUGUCGAUUACCAGCAGGAGUAUAUCGACACGCUGUGGUGCGAGUUCCGGAUCCCACCUGCAGAGAACGGAGACUUCCGCAUCUCGCCAAACCAUCUGCACAUCUGGCCCGGUCGCGAGUUCAUGUUCAUUGCGAUCCCAUCAGCGGAUAAAUCCUUCACUUGUACUCUCUUCGCACCAUCUUCACACUACGCUUAUUUGGAAACCUCACCACAGGACUUGCAUGAAUUCUUCGACUCUCACUUCCCCGGCGUGAGCCCGGAGUUGAUCGAGCCGGCAGCAUUGAGCGAACAAUUCGCUAUCAACCCGCACCUGCCUCUUAUUAGCAUCAAGUGCAACCCUCACCACUACAACUCCAGCACCGUCAUCAUUGGAGAUGCCGCGCAUGCCGUGCUCCCGUUCUACGGCCAAGGUCUCAACGCAGGUCUCGAGGACGUCCGGGUCUUGUUCGAAAAACUGGAUGAGCACGGCGUUUACGAUCUGAACUCUAGCGUGUACACGCGCAGUCUUAAGCGACAGGUAGCUUUCCAAGCAUACACCAAUCAGCGUUGCGCUGAUACACAUGCCAUCAACGACCUUUCGAAAGAGAACUACAUGGAGAUGCGCGCGGGUGUCAAGUCACCACUUUACAAACUCCGCAAGUCAAUCGAGGAGAUCAUUGACCACCACUUCCCGAUAUUUGGUUGGAGAACACAGUAUUCUCGAGUCAGCUUCAGCAAUCAGCGAUACUCGGAGGUUGUCGAGGCUGUUCAGCACCAGAGUACGGUGCUUGGCUAUGGGCUAAGCGGUGCGUUAGUUGCAGGCAUCGGUGCUUUGUCUAUUUUGAUGUGGAAGUACCCUCGGUACCUUUCGCCCGUGGGACUUGUUCGGUGCGCGCGGCAUCUCGCGUGUGUUGGACUGAGGAGUGUUCGCAACUUCACUCGUAUCUAA
Penicillium brevicompactum is the source of this 1536-nucleotide messenger RNA. RefSeq names its product kynurenine 3-monooxygenase (gene bna4). The record is from RefSeq and is a predicted model, not a curated record. The transcript is spliced from 3 exons. NCBI's taxonomy places the organism in Eukaryota, Fungi, Ascomycota, Eurotiomycetes, Eurotiales, Aspergillaceae. Gene Ontology annotation, biological process: NAD+ metabolic process; quinolinate biosynthetic process; L-tryptophan catabolic process. The coding region runs from base 1 to 1536 and encodes 511 amino acids. Gene Ontology annotation, cellular component: mitochondrial outer membrane. Gene Ontology annotation, molecular function: NAD(P)H oxidase H2O2-forming activity; FAD binding; kynurenine 3-monooxygenase activity.